Molecule: messenger RNA, 1212 nt
Organism: Plenodomus lingam JN3
Lineage: Eukaryota; Fungi; Ascomycota; Dothideomycetes; Pleosporales; Leptosphaeriaceae
Source: RefSeq, a predicted model, not a curated record
AUGUCUGGUGUCUGCGUCUACGUUAUUUGCUGUUUUCAUAUUCUCUCCGCAGUCAAUAUGGACCAAAUUACGCCGGCUAUCAUUGCAACAUGGCCACGACCAAAUUACGAUAACCCAGUCACACGACAGUCCGCUACCGAUGCCGUCAUUUACUCGACCACCAUCUUGAUGCUGCUUUUUAUCGGUGCUAGAUUUUAUGUUCGGGCAAAUUCGAAGACGGGCCUAGGACGAGAGGAUUGUCAUGUUGUUGGACGCCAUAUUUACGACGUUAAACCAGCGUGGAUUAUGAACUUUGCAAAGUUGAACCUGUCCCUUCUCACAGUCUCCAACUCAUGCAUCACUUUCGCCAAGAUUUCCGUCUGUCUGACGUACCUUCGCCUGUUCCCGUCGAAUACCAACAUGAUUUUUAGUUGGACGAUGAUCACUUACGUGGUAUUAUGGAACAUCAUCAUUUCGACACUUUAUAUUGUGCAAUGCAGUCCAAUUGAAUCUUUUUGGGACUUCACGAUCACCAAGAAGAAAUGCCUUGACGCUCGUGCUCUGAUAACAAUAAGCAUGGCCCUCAACGCUCUUUCCGAUGUCAUUGUCUUCCUCUGGCCCAUCAUGCCGUUAUGGGGAAUGAGGUUACCCUUACGAAAACGUAUGCAUCUUAUUUCAGUAUUUGCCUUCGGGGUCUUGACCUCUUUGGCUGGAAUUCUGAAGACUGUGUAUGCACAGUCAUAUUUUACAGAGUGGGAUAUCACAUGGCAUGCUGAUAAGAUUAUUAUCAUGUUCGCCAUCGAGUAUAAUGUUGGCAUCAUGAGUGGUUGUCUACCAUGUUUGCGACCCUUCCUUGCAAUGGUCCUCCCGCAGUAUUUUCAUUCGUCUUCCAGUGCAGAACAUCAAACCCAAAAGCGAAGUGAAGGAUCCUCCUGGCGACUGGCUUCCAUGUCUUCAAAGCGAGCCGCUCCUAAUAGGCUAGACUCGAAUGAACCUCAGGGGUGCGCCAAAGACUUCGAAAACACUAGUGUAAACAAUCUCAACGCCGCUCGAACUUGGACUACUAGUGAACGAGGUGCUCUGGACAGGGAGGUUGAAGUUAUGCCCGAUAACGGAAUUCGAAUCAUGAAGAAUACGACCAUACACGAAAAUAGAUGUCCCGCGGGAACCAAAGUCGCAGGCGACGCAAGUAGUGAGGAGUGGAUUAUGAAAAAUAGUCACGAAAUUGUAUAA